This is a messenger RNA of Aureobasidium vineae, 570 nucleotides long. The record is from the annotation of a GenBank genome assembly. Lineage: Eukaryota; Fungi; Ascomycota; Dothideomycetes; Dothideales; Saccotheciaceae.
AUGCAAUUCAGUUCGCUCGCACUUCUGGCCGCCGUCUUUGGCCUCGCUGCUGCUCAGAGCAGCACUACUUCUGCUGUAUCUUCGAGCACCUCUUCAUGCCCUGCCCAGAACGUCCUCAAUCUCUGCGUCUCGCAGCAAACUGCAGCCAACACUCAGUGCGGUCCUACUGACUACGACUGUCUCUGCACUGGCUACACCAACUUGCUUGUCUGUUACAACCAGUGUCCCAACGACCCUAACGCAUUUGGCGCUUCUCAGAACAAAGUGCAGUACUGCCAGGCUGCUAGCCAGUACGGUUCCUCUGCCAUGUCCAGACAGUCUCAGUCCCAGACUCAGUCCGCCACCGCUUCGGUUUCCAGCUCGCUCUCGUCUGCUCUCUCGAAAGCGUCCUCGUCUGCUUCUGCUGCUUCAUCGUCAGCCUCGUCUGUUCAGUCUUCGGCCUCUCGCAGCGCGGCUUCGGCUGCUUCUUCCGCUUCGGCUGCUGCUACUCAUACUGGUGCUGCCUCCAACAUGGGUGUGCCCGCUGCUGGUAUCCUUGGCAUGGUUCUCGGAGCUGCUGCCCUGUUGUAA